CAUAACUUUUGAUUUGCGGAUGCAUCCAGGUUUCUACUCAAGAAAAUUCUUAUAGUUUCUAAUGAUGAUGGAACUGGCAUCAACUCGUUCUGAGAAUUUUUCCCACUCAUAUCUUCUAUCAAUUUCUUUUCUCACAAUUCUAAAUAGAGGAGUAUUUUUAGGAGGAUAUGUAUUCGCCUCACCACUGACGUCAUACUUAAACAACCUGCCAUAGUAGUCAGCCACGAGAGGUGUUUGCCACUCCCACUGAAAGCAACAAAGAAACUACAAACAAUAAAGCCCAAAAUAGUAAACAACAUCAGCGACGAAGACGAUGACAACAACGACAAUAACAACAUUAAUAUUAGUAUGAACUGCGACAACUCCAACAACAACAACAACAGUGCUAACUAAACAACAGCAACAAUAAUAGUGUAAUCAGUAUCAGCAAUAAUGCUAUCAGCAAUGGCGUUGAUAGCUUAAGCGGCAACAACAAUAACAGAUAUUAGCAGCAGCUGCCACAGGUAAAAAAUCAACAACAUUAGUACGAGAUUUCACCAAGACACCUGAAGAAGGCUGGAGGGUAUACCAGCAGGAACGUGUUAACAACAAACAAGAUGAGGACAAAUAUCAGUCAAAUAUAAAUAAUAUUAAUCUACGCUUCAAAAUGUUUCAUCAAUUCAAAUUGACUUUUGUGUUGGUAUUCUAUAUGAGUUUCUGUCUGGAGUCUCAAGCUGUUUCAGUCAUUUGCAGGAUAUGCGAAUGUCGAAAUUCUCAGACAAAUAUAGUUUGUUUAUCUCGGGGACUGACUUCGGUCCCGCAACCCAUUCCAUCGAAUGUUGAAUAUUUGAAUUUGGUAUCUAACAACAUCAAAGAAAUAAAAUCAGGAACUUUCCAAAAUCUUUCCAAUUUAACAUCUCUGAUUUGGGGAUUGAACGAUAUCAAAGAAAUCAAAGCAGAAACCUUCCAAAAUCUUUCCAGUUUAAAAUUUCUGUAUUUGGGUUUUAAUCAUAUCAAAGAGAUCAAAGUAGAAACAUUCCAAAAUCUUUCCAAUUUAAGAAUUCUAGAUUUGAGAGAUAAUGACAUCAAUGAAAUCAAAGCAGACACUUUUCGAAAUCUGUCCAGUUUAGAAUAUCUAUCCUUACAGUCGAAUGAUAUCAAAGAAAUCAAAGCAGAUACCUUCAGAAAUCUGUCCAGUUUAGAAUAUCUAUCUUUGGGUGCUAAUCAUAUCAAGGAAAUCAAAGCAGACACCUUCCAAAAUCUGUCCAGUUUAACACGACUUACGGAAUACAGGAGAACUCCUUCACUCUGCAUUGGAUGUUGUAAAGGAUGGACUGGCAGGCCUGGAAAGUGCAGAGAUAUAGACAAAUGUAGAUGGAUCGAUCGAUGUGGUAGACACGGUAGAUGCUAUAACACACUAGGAUCUUACAGAUGUUUAUGUAAUCGAGGAUAUCGUUGGGACGGGAAGACAUGUGUUGACAUCAAUGAAUGCGCAAGUAUAGCUUUAAGGAAAUAUUACAAGUGUUAUAACACACCAGGUUCUUUUUAUAUUGCUUGCAUGGAAGGCUUUGAAGAGAUCAAGAAGUCCUGUAUUGACAUAAACGAAUGCUUACAGAGUAACCCAUGUGGUACAAACGGUAGAUGCUAUAACGCACUAGGAUCAUACAGCUGUUUCUGUUAUCGAGGAUAUCGUUGGGACAAGAAAACAUGUGUCGACAUCAAUGAGUGUGCAACUAUACAUACAAGGCCGCCUUACAAGUGUUCCAACACGCCAGGUUCUUUUAAUAUUGGCUGCAUCGUAGGCUUCCAAAAGAUCAAUGACAAAUGUAUAGACAUAAAUGAAUGCUUACAGAGUAACCCAUGUGGUACAAACAGUAGAUGCAAUAACACAAGAGGAUCUUACAGUUGUUUAUGUAAUCAAGGAUAUCGUUGGGAUGGAAGAACAUGUGUUGACAUCAAUGAGUGUGCAAGUAUACGUUUAAUGCCUCCUUAUAUGUGUUACAACACACCGGGUUCGUAUUAUAUUGGCUGCAUGGAGGGCUUCCAAAAGAUCAAGGAAAAAUGUAUAGACAUCAAUGAGUGUGCAAGUAUACGUUUAAUGCCUCCUUAUAUGUGUUACAACACACCGGGUUCGUAUUAUAUUGGCUGCAUGGAGGGCUUCCAAAAGAUCAAGGAAAAAUGUAUAGACAUCAAUGAGUGUGCAACUAUACGCUUAAUGCCUCAUUACAAGUGUUACAACACACCGGGUUCUUUUUAUAUUACCUGCAUGGAAGGCUUCGAAAAGAUCAAUGAAAAAUGCGUAGGAGUCCUUGUCCUACUCAUGCCACAUGUUACAACUACCCAGGGUCUUACCUUUGUAAAUGUGGACGAGGUUACCGAUAUGGCUAUAACAAAUGUCUUGACAUUGGCACCAACUGAAAGCUAAACCAAAAGCGAGUCAAGAUAAAUAGAAUCUUUCUCAUUAGUUCUUUUAAGCUAUUUUCCUCAAUCGCAGCUGUCAUGGAAUCUAAACGACAUCUACAACAACAAAUAUAUCGACUAUUACUAUCUACUAUAUCAUCCAUUAUAUAAUGUUCUCCUAGAUACACACAGUCUAAUUCCUCACUACCUGGUAAUAAAACAACUACCACCGACUCACACAGGACAUUGGUAACUUGAUUACCGGUCAAUAUAAAAACGUUCACAACGGGACAUCUCUGUAGAGUAACCUCCAUAGCAAGUCGUCUUCUCUUUGGGUGGCCUCCAUACGACUCUAUAUUGCGUGACCACCACAUCAGGUUAUCAUAAGACAAGAUCCUGCGAUGACAAUCUCAUCAUUACACUGUCACGUAUAGAUUAAAUCAUUGCUACGUAUAUUUUGAGUGUUUAUUAAUUAGUUAACUUUAUUAAAUUAGUUAAAUGAAUAAAAAUGUAAUAAAAA
Messenger RNA from Octopus bimaculoides (California two-spot octopus), 2899 nucleotides. RefSeq lists its product as uncharacterized. The record is from RefSeq and is a predicted model, not a curated record. Lineage: Eukaryota; Metazoa; Mollusca; Cephalopoda; Octopoda; Octopodidae. Gene Ontology annotation, molecular function: calcium ion binding.